GCAGAGAUCAUCAAUCCGACGAACAUCUUCGCAACCUCCAGGCCAGUCUGCUCUCACUAGCUAGUCACUCUCCCACUCGCGUAAGAUGGCAAGCACAACUCAGGACGUGAACAUGGACGGCAACCUCGCCGGCUGCGUACCGUUCGGCACGGGCACGACGACGCUCUCCGUGCACAUCGAGGAAGAGAUGGCCAUGCUUCCCGUCACUGUGGCCGUGGGUGGCAACAAGCCCAGCGGCCGGUACGUCCUCGUGGCUGGCCGCGCCGACGAGGAGGACGGCCUGCGCCUGCCGAUCCCGGUAGACACCCUGAAGCCUCGUCUCACUUACCGCGUGGCCGGGUGGAUCAGCCUGGGAGCAGCACGGGGCACCAGCCACCCCGUGCGCAUCGACCUUGGCGUGGAAGACAAUGGCAACGAGACCCUGGUGGAGUGCGGCGCGGUGUGCGCCAAGGAGGGCGGGUGGUCGGAGAUCAUGGGCGCCUUCCGGCUCAGGACGGAGCCGCGCAGCGCCGCGGUUUACGUCCACGGCGCCCCCGCCGGCGUCGACGUCAAGGUCAUGGAUCUCCGCGUCUACCCGGUGGACCACAAGGCGCGCUUCAGGCAGCUCAAGGACAAGACUGACAAGGCGCGCAAGAGGGACGUGAUUCUCAAGCUGGGCACGCCGGCGGGAGCGGGAGCGGGCGCGGCGGCGUCCGUGCGCGUGGUGCAGUUGGACAACGCCUUCCCCUUCGGGACAUGCAUCAACACGUCCGUCAUCCAGAAGCCGGCCUUCCUCGACUUCUUCACCAACCACUUGGACUGGGCCGUCUUCGAGAACGAGCUCAAGUGGUACCACACGGAGGUGCAGCAGGGCCAGCUCAACUACGCCGACGCCGACGCGCUGCUCGCGUUCUGCGACCGCCUGGGCAAGACCGUCCGCGGCCACUGCGUCUUCUGGUCCGUGGACGGCGACGUGCAGCAGUGGGUUAAGAACCUCAACAAGGACCAGCUCAGGUCCGCCAUGCAGAGCCGCCUCGAGGGCCUCGUCUCCCGCUACGCCGGCAGGUUCAAGCACUACGACGUCAACAACGAGAUGCUGCACGGCCGCUUCUUCCGGGACCGCCUCGGCGACGAGGACGUCCCGGCGUACAUGUUCAAGGAGGUGGCGCGGCUGGACCCGGAGCCCGCGCUCUUCGUCAACGACUACAACGUGGAGUGCGGCAACGACCCCAACGCGACGCCGGAGAAGUACGCCGAGCAGGUCGCAUGGCUGCAGAGCUGCGGCGCGGUAGUGCGCGGCAUCGGGCUGCAGGGCCACGUGCAAAACCCGGUCGGGGAGGUCAUCUGCGCCGCGCUCGACAGGCUCGCCAAGACGGGCGUGCCCAUCUGGUUCACCGAGCUCGACGUGCCGGAGUACGACGUGGGCCUCCGCGCCAAGGACCUGGAGGUGGUGCUCCGGGAGGCGUACGCGCACCCGGCGGUGGAGGGCAUCGUGUUCUGGGGCUUCAUGCAGGGAACAAUGUGGCGCCAGAACGCUUGGCUCGUCGACGCCGACGGCACCGUCAACGAGGCGGGGCAGAUGUUCCUGAAUCUGCAGAAGGAGUGGAAGACGGACGCGCGGGGGAACUUCGACGGCGACGGGAACUUCAAGUUCAGGGGCUUCUACGGCAGAUACGUCGUGGAGGUUACGACGGCGAAGGGGAAGCAGAUCCUCAAGACCUUCAGGGUGGAGAAAGGGGACAGCACACCUCUCGUCGUGGAUUUGGCCGACGCCUGACGGUGAAUCUAUCUAAGAAACUAUUUAUUUAUACCUAUCUAAUUACAUGCAACACGUCAAGUGAUAAUUGGUUGUAUAAUUUUCACAUUUCUAAGGUAACGGGUAUUGUAUUUUGUAAGAGAAGUCUAAGGUAUUUGUACUCCUAAAUCUGAUGAACAUGAUUGAAGCAAAA
Molecule: messenger RNA, 1928 nt
Organism: Hordeum vulgare subsp. vulgare (domesticated barley)
Lineage: Eukaryota; Viridiplantae; Streptophyta; Magnoliopsida; Poales; Poaceae
Product: endo-1,4-beta-xylanase 1-like
Exons: 3
Coding region: 86-1756 (556 amino acids)
Biological process (GO): carbohydrate metabolic process
Molecular function (GO): hydrolase activity, hydrolyzing O-glycosyl compounds
Source: RefSeq, a predicted model, not a curated record